Linderina pennispora is the source of this 580-nucleotide messenger RNA. RefSeq lists its product as uncharacterized. The transcript has 2 exons. The coding region runs from base 85 to 339 and encodes 84 amino acids. NCBI's taxonomy places the organism in Eukaryota, Fungi, Kickxellomycota, Kickxellomycetes, Kickxellales, Kickxellaceae. The record is from RefSeq and is a predicted model, not a curated record.
UUUGUACAUCUGCUGUACCCACUUCACACACUCGAGUAAGUAUUGUCCUGUUUUCUUGAUUGCUUUCUAUUUGUCGAGGGGCACAUGUCUCUCCUAGCUGCCUGGAUAGCCUCAAUAUCUUAUUGGAUGUGCCCUUCCAAUCAAUCGGGGGAACAUGCAGCGAUUGACAUAUUCCGGCCCGUAUCCGGAAACUAUUCAUUGCUGUGUGAACAUCGGUCAGUGCCUGAUAGUAUGUCUCCAAAGGGCACACAGAAGAAUCACUGCCACAGCACGCUUGUGGAUGAUAAAAGAAGACUCAAUGGCGCGAAAGGCAAUUGCAGAUUAGGAAGUUUGAAGUAGACAGCGUAAAUGAGUGGUACCUCCACUGUCAGUCAUCUGCCAGCUGUGGAGGGCGCACGUAGCGAGUGGCAGGUGCGAUUGGCUGCCGGCCGAUAUACAUCUCAAUCCGUGAUGCCCAUAUAUUAGUGCAGCCUUCCCAUGACCUCCAUCCAGGCUGUGGUCCUUUACCUCGCACUCUGUCUAUAUUUAUCGCUUGGUAGGCUAUGUUUGUUGGGGGUGUAGACGGGAUAGAGGCCAUACC